Molecule: messenger RNA, 2323 nt
Organism: Paramormyrops kingsleyae
Lineage: Eukaryota; Metazoa; Chordata; Actinopteri; Osteoglossiformes; Mormyridae
Gene: tti2
Product: TELO2 interacting protein 2
Cellular component (GO): cytosol; TTT Hsp90 cochaperone complex; nucleus
Source: RefSeq, a predicted model, not a curated record
GCUGACCUGAGCGUUUUCCACCGCUAGCAAAACACCGAAUAAUGGAAUUUCUUCUGGAAGAAUGGUGUCGCAUCAUUACAGGAAAGAUCUAAACGCUCAUUGAAUCGAUGCAGGCGAAAUAUUCACGUUAAAUGAGGUUCAUGGGUCUCAUGCUUUUUACAACUUGUUAAGUUACUCGUGUAUGCUGUAUAAGUAUUACAGGGUUAUUUUUAAAUAAUACUCCAUUAAGCGAUGUCCUAAUGAAGCAAUAAGCCUUGUGAAAUAGGCGCCCUCUGGUGGCCGUUAGGAGAGUAUGCGGGUGCAGUGUCUGUCUGUGCUACCAUGAAAUGUUUCCGUCGUGCGGGGCGGAGGCAUUUUAAUGUGACACCCUGAAGAAACGUGUUCUGCUGGAAGGAUACUGCGAAACAAAUGGAAGACGUUUUGAGGCCAUUAUGGAUUACAUCGUUCAGCUUGAUGAGACUGAUAUAAAAUAAACACCAGUCGUUUCACUUAAUAUAUUGAAUGAACAUCCGAAAACCGCUGUUCUAGAAAUGGACCUGCCCGAAACUCUGCACGGGCUCCAGAUAAAGGAGGGACAUGGAGAUGGAGACUCCAGCCCCGGUCUUCAGUCUGGGCGGCCGGUCCCCGAGGUGCUCCGCCAAAUCCGGGACUCUCUUGGCGACAUGCGCUCUUCCUCGGAACGGCAGCCCGGAAUUGUGGACACCAUCAGGAAGCUCUUUCAGACUGGUAGUGCCCACUGGCUUUUCUCUGCCUGUUGCACCAAUGCAGACUCUGAUAUGGUUAAAGUGUACGGUGAUUUCCUGGGCUCGGUGACUGGGCUGGCUGCUCUGCCCCUCUGUGAGACGGAGAGCGGUGACCUUCCACAUGGCGAAUACGCUGACAUCCCCAGACUCGCUGCUGCAGCGUGUACAGUUCUCCAAGCCCUUAUUAGCCGGCUGGGUGAUGGACCGGAAAAUCAACACAGUGACAGGACUUCUACCUCCAUGAGAGCUCUGUCUUGUGCACUUGCGCCUCCUGUCUGCGUGUUUGCUGUGACCCACCUGCAGGAGCAGCCGUGGACUGACGAGUCGUCCCGGACGGCGGCUCUCCAGCUCCUGGACACGCUUGUUCACACGUGUGGCGUAGGGUCGGUCACACAGUUUCUGUGUGAGUGGAACUCUCACGGCCACGCUGGCGUCCUGGGGACCGUGUUGAACAUUCUGAAGCCUCAGAUGCAAAAGGACUGUUGGAAACGAAACCAAUCUACCAAGCAUGUGUUCGCCUGGUUCCUGAUCCAGGUCAGGCGGCCAUGGCUGGCGGAGUACCUGGAGAGCGUCUUCCCGCCCUCUCUCCUCAUCUCUGACGAUUACCGCACUGAAAACAAGGUGCUGGGGGUGUACUGUCUGCAUCACAUCGUCCUGAAUGUGCCUGCAGCUGAUCUCCGGCAGUACAACCGAGCCCAGGUGCUCUACCAUGCCUUGUUCAACCACCUCUACACGGCCGAGGCUCCGCUCAUAGAGGUGGUCCUUCCGUGCCUGCUGGACCUCCUCUCUGUGUUAGAGAAGCCCUGUGGGUGUCCCGAUGCCCCCCGCCGACCCAACCGCUACGACGAAGUGUUCCAGCUCACGCUGACCCAUAUGGAGAUGGAGCAGAAGCUGGCCAUACGUAGGGUUUACGCCCACAACCUCGCCCUUCUCAUCCGCAGGAUGGGAGUUGUCAUCAUUCGCCACCUGAAAAGAUUGGAGAGAGUGAUUGUGGGAUAUCUGGAGGUCUCUGAUGGCCCUGGAGAGCAGUCUAGACUUAGCAUCUUGAAUGUGCUUGAGGAGGUUCUACGGAAUGCCUGGCCGAGGGUGGGCUGCAGGCUGGAGACGCUCUCGCGAGCCCUGCUGAGAAUGAUGUGUGACGUGUCCUCUGAGCCCGACAUGUGUCCACCUGCUGUGAGGGACGAACUUCUGGACAGGACCACACAGUGCCUGCUCUUAUUGGACCACUCCUGUGAAGGUAGAGUCAAGGGUGCCCUCCAGGACAUAGAUGGCAGCUCCUGUCACCCUGCCAUGCUCAGAUGCAUCGAGAAAGUGAGAGACGCCACCUGAGAACCAACAUGGCACGUCAAGGCGUUCCUGUGCAGCAAGAACCGAAGGCGUCGCACAUCCCAGAGAGAGGAUGCUAGUCCUCAUAGCCGCAGAUACUGUGGCCAUCGUGCUCCGUCCUCCUCAGAAGGCUCUCAGCUCACUGCAUUAUCGAUACUGAGGGCUGCAGGAUGAGGUUUGUGUCUUUCUUCCUAAUCACAUGGUUUGUGUGCCAAGAUUAUUUUAAAUAAACCCAGAACUAUCUAAAUACAGAA